AUGGUAACCCAGGAACAAAUACGCAAAAUAGGAUCAGUUCUAAACAAUAAGGAACGUCCACUAAAGGAAAGAUUUCGUGCUUUGUUCACGUUAAAAAAUCUCGGCGGAGAAUUGGCCAUCGAGGAGAUAAGCCGUGGUUUUGCUGAUGAUUCAGCCUUGCUCAAACAUGAAUUGGCCUAUUGUUUGGGACAAAUGCAAGACAGCAAAGCUUUGGGUAUUCUAACAAAAGUCUUGGAAGACACAAGCCAAGAACCAAUGGUACGCCAUGAGGCAGCCGAAGCAAUGGGUGCCAUUGGAGAUGCUGAAAUUAUACCCAUUUUGGAGAAGUAUAAAAACGAUCCCGUGGUGGAGGUAGCCGAAACUUGUUCCAUUGCCUUGGAUCGUGUGAAAUGGUUACAAAGUGGACAAAAAGUGGAUGAUAACAAUCCCUAUGCCUCGGUAGAUCCCUCACCCCCGGCUGAGAAAAAUAAAACUGUCGAUGAACUCAAGGCAAUCUAUUUGGAUCCCAAACAAAGUCUUUUCGACCGUUAUCGUGCCAUGUUCAGUUUGCGCAAUAUGCGAACGGAAGAAUCGGUUUUGGCCAUAACCGAGGGCCUGAAAGAUGCCUCGGCUCUAUUCCGUCAUGAAGUGGCAUUUGUUUUGGGUCAAUUACAAGAACCCUGUAGCAUACCCUAUCUCAAAGAGAAUUUAGAAGAUCGCCUGGAAAAUGAAAUGGUACGACAUGAAUGCGCCGAAGCACUGGGUGCAAUUGCCACCGAGGAGUGUAUAGAUAUUUUAAGCCGUUAUGCGGCAGAUGAAAAACGUGUUGUCAAAGAGUCCUGUGUCAUUGCCCUGGACAUGUGUGAAUAUGAAAAUAGUCCCGAAUUUCAAUAUGCCGAUGGCUUGUUAAAUAUUAAAGAAGAAUAA
Messenger RNA from Musca vetustissima, 906 nucleotides. It is a transcript of the gene nero, whose product is annotated as deoxyhypusine hydroxylase. Gene Ontology annotation, molecular function: deoxyhypusine monooxygenase activity. Gene Ontology annotation, biological process: peptidyl-hypusine biosynthetic process. Lineage: Eukaryota; Metazoa; Arthropoda; Insecta; Diptera; Muscidae. The record is from RefSeq and is a predicted model, not a curated record. The coding region runs from base 1 to 906 and encodes 301 amino acids. The transcript has a single exon.